Molecule: messenger RNA, 10353 nt
Organism: Pseudophryne corroboree (corroboree frog)
Lineage: Eukaryota; Metazoa; Chordata; Amphibia; Anura; Myobatrachidae
Gene: LRBA
Product: LPS responsive beige-like anchor protein
Exons: 56
Coding region: 262-8856 (2864 amino acids)
Biological process (GO): intracellular protein localization
Cellular component (GO): cytosol; membrane
Molecular function (GO): protein kinase binding
Source: RefSeq, a predicted model, not a curated record
AGCGGUGACAGGCACCAAUGGCGGUUCACGGGGGGCGGGGAGCGGCGGCCACUUCCUAGGACGCUGCAGUGAGUGAGAGGGGUCGCUGAUCCCGGCGCACCUGAUACAGGGAGGAGUUCCCGGUGUGCGGCGGAGGCGGCAGCAGCAGUCCCGGCCCGGAUCUCGGCGCCCGUUUUCCCCACAGCUUCACCCUGCACCGGCGGCAUCCCUAUCCCAUAGCCGGCUAGGUACGGCGGGCCCUGUGCGCCCAGGCACCCAGCCAUGGCCGGCCAGGAAAGACAGGUGCAGACAACAGGUGAGGAGAGGAGAUCAGCAGCGGAGGGCCCCGACCCUGGAGGUGCCAUGGCUCUAGGCCCGGGGGUGCCCAUUCGGGGCAUUCGUAUGAAGUUCGCAGUGCUGAGCGGGCUGCUGGAGGUCGGGGAGGUGAGCACCAGAGACCUUGUGGAGACAGUCUUCAACCUGCUUGUAGGAGGACAAUUUGAUUUGGAGAUGAAUUUCAUCAUUCAAGAGGGGGAGCGCAUUUUCUGUAUGGUUGAAUUGUUGAACAAAUGCGAUGUCCCCUGCCAAGCCGAGAUCUGCAGCAUCUUCACUGCCAUCUUGAAGAAAAGCAUUCGCAAUCUCCUCAUCUGCACAGAAGUUGGCUUGGUUGAACAAGUUUUGAACAUAAUUGACAAAGUUGACAGCAUGAUAGCAGAUCUCUUGGUGGACAUGUUGGGUGUUUUGGCAAGCUACAGUCUCACGGUCCGAGAGCUAAAGCUGUUUUUCAGUAAGCUGCAAGGAGAAAAGGGACAAUGGCCUCCACAUGCAGUUAAGCUAUUGUCUGUGUUAAAGCACAUGCCUCAGAAGUACGGCUCUGACGCUUUCUUCAACUUCCCCGGAAAGAGUGCUGCAGCCAUCGCCUUACCCCCAAUAGCUAAAUGGCCAUAUCAGAAUGGAUUCACAUUUCACACUUGGUUGAGAAUGGAUCCCAUAAACAACAUCAAUGUGGACAAGGCAAAACCAUAUUUGUAUUGUUUCAGAACAAACAAAGGACUUGGUUACUCUGCUCAUUUUGUUGGCGGGUGCUUAAUUGUCACAUCCAUAAAGUCCAAGGGAAAAGGCUUCCAGCACUGUGUGAAGUUUGAUUUCAAGCCACAGAAGUGGUAUAUGGUGUCUAUCGUCCACAUUUACAAUCGAUGGAAGAACAGUGAACUGCGAUGUUAUGUGAAUGGUGAACUAGCCUCGUAUGGCGAGAUAACCUGGCUUGUCAAUACAAGUGACACGUUUGACAAGUGUUUCUUGGGCUCAUCUGAAACAGCAGACGCUAACAGAGUAUUUUGUGGGCAAAUGGCUUCUGUCUACCUAUUCAGUGAAGCCCUAAAUGCCGCUCAGAUCUUUGCAAUUUAUCAGUUGGGUCCAUCAUACAAGGGUACAUUUAAAUUCAAGACGGAAAGUGACCUCUUUCUUGCAGAACACCACAAGUUGUUGCUGUAUGAUGGCAAGCUUUCGGGUUCCAUCGCAUUCACAUACAACCCAAGAGCCACCGAUGCCCAGCUCUGCCUGGAAUCCUCUCCCAAAGAUAACGCCUCUAUAUUUGUGCACUCACCACAUGCCCUGAUGCUCCAGGACGUGAAAGCUGUUUUAACCCACUCCAUUCAAAGUGCUAUGCAUUCCAUUGGAGGAGUGCAGGUUCUCUUUCCUCUCUUUGCGCAGCUGGACUAUAAGCAAUACGGGUCUGAUCACAUUGACACCACUGUCUGUUCCACUCUUUUGGCCUUCAUUUUGGAGUUGCUGAAAAACUCUCUCGCUAUGCAAGAACAGAUGCUCUCCUCAAAGGGCUUCCUUGUAAUAGGGUAUAGUCUAGAGAAGUCUUCCAAAUCGCAUGUUACCAACACGGUCCUAGAGCUGAGCCUAGCAUUUUCCAAAUACCUGAGCACUUUGCAUAAUGGGGUCCCCUUACUAAAACAGUUGUGUGACCACAUUCUACUUAACCCAGCAAUAUGGAUUCAUACAUCAGCAAAGGUGCAGUUGGCCUUGUACACCUACAUGUCCACUGACUUCAUCAGCACAGUUAACAUCUACAACGCAGUGCGGAGAAUCGGGACCGUACUCCUUGUGAUGCACACUCUGAAAUAUUUCUACUGGGUUGUAAAUCCCCAGGACCGCAGUGGCAUUAUCCCUAAAGGAUUGGAUGGACCCCGACCUAACCAGAAGGAGAUCCUGUCACUCAGAGCAUUCCUGCUUAUUUUUAUAAAGCAGUUGGUGAUGAAGGAUUAUGGAGUGAAAGAAGAUGAAUUGCAGGCAAUUCUAAAUUUCUUGCUGACCGUCCAUGAGGAUGACAACUUGAUGGAUGUUCUGCAGUUACUUGUUGCACUGAUGUCUGAGCACCCAAGUUCCAUGAUUCCAGCUUUUGAUCAAAGAAAUGGUUUAAGGGUCGUUUAUAAGCUGCUGGCAUCAAAGAGUGAAGGAAUAAGAGUCCAAGGUUUAAAAGUCCUUGGAUACUUCUUGAAGCACUUGUCACCAAAGAGGAAAAUUGAAGUUAUGCAGGCCCAUGGAUUAUUCUCUCUCCUGUCUGAGAGACUGAUGUUAGAAGCAAAAACAAUCACAGUCACAACGUACAAUGUGCUUUUUGAGAUUCUCAUAGAACAAAUUAGCACUCAGGUGAUACAUAAGCAACAUGCUGAUCCGGACUCAUCCGUCAAAAUCCAAAAUCCUUUGAUUCUCAAAGUGGUAGCUACACUUCUGCGGAACUCUCCUGCAUCUCAAGAAGUCAUGGAAGUGCGGCGGAUCUUCCUUUCGGACAUGAUAAAACUCUUUAAUAACAGCAGAGACAAUAGAAGGAGCUUGCUGCAGUGCUCGGUGUGGCAGGAGUGGAUGCUGUCUCUCUGCUAUUUUAACCCCAAAAACACUGAUGAGCAGAAGGUUACAGAAAUGGUGUAUGCAAUCUUUCGUAUCCUCCUAUACCAUGCCGUGAAAUAUGAAUGGGGUGGGUGGCGAGUUUGGGUGGACACAAUCUCAAUCACACAUUCAAAGGUCACUUUUGAAAUGCACAAGGAAAGCAUGGCUCAAGUCUUUAGGGACUAUGAAGACCACGUGGAUGGAGAAAUAGGACCUGGACCAUCAAGUCCUAUACGUACAGUCUCUGGGUGUAGCAGGCCAUACGAUACCAGACCCCAAACACCACCUUUGGAACUGACAGAAACAUCAUCAAAUAUAGAAAAACCAGGCGUAGUUGUAACAGCAGACACAGAACAGAAGCAAGAGAGUGUGGAGAGUCAUGUAGGAAACCUGCAAAGUGAAACGGAAACUGAAGUAGAUGUUGUGACUGAUGAGUUAUCACAUAAUCAAAAUAAAAUCAAUGCAGAGGCCCCAGGAAGUGAGUCAAAGGGGUCCACUGAUGGAGCAGAGGCUCCAGGAAGUGAGACAAAGGGGUCUACUGAUGGAGCAGAGGCUCCAGGAAGUAAGACAAAAAGUUCUACUGAUGGAGCAGAGUCUCCAGGAAGUGAGUCAAAGGAGUCCACCAGUAGAGAGACUGUAACCACAUUCUCCAAUGAAGGUCAGGCUGAAGGAGCGGACUCUGCACUAGGUGCUAAUUGCAAUACGAUUGAGAGUGUUGACUCUUUAAGCAGCAUAGACGAGAAGCUGGAUAAGGUGGAAGGCCAAGUAAAUGGGGACAUCAAUGUGGUAGACGGUCAAGACUUGGCAACAGAGACUGAGCUUUCAAAACAGAGUGAAAACUUGAGUUUACAGGAGAAGGAAAAACCCAUAGAAAGUAAUAGUGAGUUAGUGAGCACACAGGUGUGUACAGAAGCUGUUGACUCAAGUGCACAUUCUAACAAUCUAUCAACAGAAACAAUUACUCAAGAUGAGACUGUUACUCAAGAAGUUUCUCAGCUCACACCUGCUCCAGAGGAAAAUGUUGAAGCUUGUGCUGUAAAUGUAGAUAAGGACAUGGCUUCUGCUGUCACACCCAGUUCAGUUGACACAGGAGAUCUAAGCACCAGCACAACCAUCACCUCAGAUGUUCAGAAUUUUGAUAAGAAAAUUGCUAAGCUUGAUGUGUCAAGCAUUGCUUCUGAUACUGAAAAAUUGGAACUAAAAGCCAGUGCCAGCUGCGAGCCAGACCACACUCCAAGACCUGCACCUGAGCCUGUAAAGCAGCCAAUUGCACAUGAAGGAGAACGAGUGUUUCCAUCUGAUGGACAAAGAAGAGACUCAAGAUCAACAAUGUUUCGUAUCCCUGAGUUCAAAUGGUCAAUGAUGCACCAGCGACUACUAACAGACCUACUAUUUUCCAUUGAAACUGAUAUCCAAAUGUGGCGAAGCCACUCUACAAAGACUAUAAUGGACUUCGUGAACAGCAGUGAUAAUGUAAUUUUUGUACACAAUACAAUCCACCUCAUUUCUCAAAUUACUGACAACAUGAUAAUGGCUUGUGGUGGUAUACUACCACUACUUUCUGCAGCAACUUCGGCUACGCAUGAACUGGAAAAUAUUGAACCAACCCAGGGAUUAUCUAUAGAGGCAUCUAUUACGUUCCUGCAGAGAGCCAUUGGCCUGGUGGAUGUCCUCAUUUUUGCAAGUUCCCUGGGAUUUGCAGACAUUGAGGCUGAGAAGAACAUGUCAUCUGGGGGAGUUUUGCGCCAGUGUCUUCGACUAGUCUGUGCAGUAGCUGUUAGGAAUUGCCUGGAGUGUCAGCAGCACUUGCAAUUAAAAUCCACAGGAGAAAAUAUGAAAAACCAGAAGGCAAUUCAUGGCCUGGUGAGCACAGCAAAGUCUGCUGCAAAGAACCCAAUUGAUAUUGCAACUGGAGGAAUUUCUCCUAUCCGAGACCUCGACAGGCUUCUUCAAGAUAUGGAUAUAAACCGCUUACGAGCUGUGGUCUUUAGAGAUGUGGAUGAUAGCAAACAGGCUCAGUUUCUAGCCCUGGCUGUUGUUUACUUCAUCUCGGUGCUCAUGGUAUCUAAAUAUCGAGACAUCCUGGAGCCUCAGAAUGAGAGGAGGCAGACCCAAGCGAGCACCGCUUCCAGCGAUCUGGAGAACGGUAGUGGCGAUGCAGGAACAUUAGGAUUACAAGAUGGCACACAAACAGUAGCAGCAGCCACCAGAGAUGAUUCGGAGGGCACCAUAUCUGUAAGAAGAAGAGACUCUGGUAUUGGGGAGGAAGCAGUUUUAGGACCUAGCAGCAAUUCAGACGCUGAAGCUGGGGAGAAUCAUGUGAGCUCAGGUCCUGACGCUGUUAGUGAAGUCUUACACACACUGUCAUCAGAAGUCAGGAAAACUCAGGAGAGUGGAAAUGAUGGUGUAAGUGAGCAGGCAGCCACCAAAAAUGUGAACGUAAAGGACAUUCUCCGGAGCCUGGUCAGCGCGCCAGCUGAGGAAUUGCCGAUAGACCCUGCUAUGUUACCGCCUACGUUUCUUGGUACACUGGGUGAUCCUACUGUGGACCGUGCUGUGCAGUUCCGAUCAUUUGACAGGAGUGUUGUCAUAGCACAGAAGAAGUCUGCUGCCUCCGCGCCAUCCACGGUCAAUGCUCUACCCCAUGCAGUCAGUGUGGUGUCCUCAGUGGAGGCAUCGCAAGCUACAGACGCAGACAGAGAGUCCUCUGGCAGUGGAUCGUCUAAUUCAAAGCUGCCAUCCGUCCAGGCCGUCAAUCCUGUGUUAGAGGAUUCUGCUUCUCAUAUGAGUAUUACAGAUCGGUUGGAGCACGCAUUGGAGAAAGCUGCCCCUCUUCUGAGGGAGAUAUUUGUGGAUUUUGCCCCAUUUCUGUCUCGCACACUUUUAGGGAGCCAUGGCCAAGAGUUACUGAUUGAGGGAACAAGUCUGGUGUGCAUGAAAUCUAGUAGCUCGGUUGUGGAGUUGGUCAUGCUGCUCUGUUCACAGGAAUGGCAGAACUCCAUUCAGAAAAAUGCUGGACUUGCGUUCAUUGAGUUGGUUAAUGAAGGAAGAUUGCUAAGCCAGACCAUGAAAGAUCACCUGGUGAGAGUUGCAAACGAAGCAGAAUUUAUACUGAGCAGACAGCGUGCAGAGGAAAUACACAGGCAUUCGGAGUUUGAGUCACUUUCUGCACAAUAUUCAGCAGAAAAGAGAGAAGAUGAAAAGAUGUGUGACCAUUUAAUAAGGGCGGCCAAGUACAGAGAUCAUGUGACUGCGACACAGCUGGUGCAGAAAAUCAUCAAUAUUCUCACUGACAAACAUGGAGCUUGGGGCAGUUCAUCAGUAAGCCGUCCCCGGGAGUUCUGGCGCCUUGACUACUGGGAAGAUGACUUAAGGCGCCGUCGACGGUUUGUGCGGAACCCCCUUGGAUCGACACAUCCUGAAGCAACACUCAAAGCAGCCAUAGACCAUGAUUCAGUAGAAGAUGCCAUUGUAAAAGGAAAGCAGUCCAUCAAGAGUAACAUUUUGGGAGGGCAGAACUCUGAGAGUGAUAACCUUCUGGAAGGAGACGAUGACACCUUGUCAUCACUGGAAGAGAAGGACCUGGAAAAUCUUACAGGUCCGGUGAGCCUCAGCACUCCUGCUCAAUUAGUAGCUCCCUCCAUUAUGCUGAAGGGAACCCUGUCCGUCACAUCGUUUGAGCUGUACUUUGAGGUGGAUGAAGAUGAUCCCAACCUUAAGAAAAUUGAUCCAAAGAUUCUCGCUUACACCGAGGGAAUACAUGGAAAAUGGAUGUUCACAGAGAUUCGUGCCAUAUUUUCACGACGUUAUCUUCUACAAAAUACAGCAUUGGAAAUAUUCAUGGCAAACAGAGUGGCUGUCAUGUUCAACUUUCCAGACCAGUCUACAGUGAAAAAGGUUGUCCAUUGUCUCCCCAGAGUUGGCAUUGGCACGAAUUUUGGGCUUCCCCAAACCAGGCGCAUCUCCCUGGCUAGUCCUCGGCAGAUAUUUAAAGCAUCAAACAUGACUCAGCGUUGGCAGCACAGAGAAAUCUCAAACUUUGAAUACUUAAUGUUCUUGAACACAAUAGCUGGGCGAUCCUACAAUGACCUAAAUCAGUAUCCAGUGUUUCCAUGGGUCAUUACAAAUUAUGACUCCGAAGAGCUGGACUUGACUCUUCCAAGCAAUUUCAGAGAUUUAUCAAAGCCUGUUGGAGCAUUGAAUCCCAAACGAGCAGCCUUCUUCACAGAGCGCUAUGAAACCUGGGAGGACGAUCAAGUUCCAAAGUUUCACUAUGGCACCCACUACUCUACUGCAAGCUUUGUACUCAGCUGGCUUCUACGACUUGAACCUUUUACAACCUUUUUCCUAAAUUUCCAAGGUGGAAAAUUUGACCAUGCAGACAGAGCGUUUUCUUCCGUCUCAAGAGCAUGGCGUAACUCGCAGAGAGACACCUCAGAUAUCAAAGAGCUCAUUCCAGAAUUCUAUUACCUGCCGGAGAUGUUUGUCAACUUAAAUGAUUACAAUCUUGGGGUGAUGGAUGACGGAACAGUAGUGUCUGAUGUCGAACUUCCACCAUGGGCUAAGUCACCGGAAGACUUUGUUCGCAUAAACAGACUGGCCUUGGAAAGCGAGUUUGUAUCUUGCCAGCUCCACCAAUGGAUUGAUCUUAUUUUUGGCUACAAACAACAGGGACCGGAAGCUGUUCGAGCACUAAAUGUGUUCUAUUACUUGACCUAUGAGGGAGCUGUCAAUCUAAGUUCCAUCACAGAUCCUGUCCUGAGAGAGGGUGUGGAAGCUCAAAUCCGUAGUUUUGGACAGAACCCUUCACAGCUGUUAAUAGAGCCGCAUCCUCCCAGGAGCUCGGCUAUGCAAGUGUAUCUCCUCCUGCAGACACCACUGAUGUUUACGGACCAAGCUCAGCAUGAUGUCAUUAUGGUUCUAAAGUUCCCAUCCAACUCUCCCGUCACUCACGUUGCAGCGAACACUCAGCCAGGAUUGGCUAGUCCUGCAGUCAUUACUGUCACUGCUAACAGACUGUUUGCUGUGAACAAGUGGCACAGUCUUCCAGCCCAUCAAGGUGCUGUGCAGGACCAGCCGUACCAGCUGCCGGUGGAGAUCGAUCCUCUCAUAGCUAGUAACACCGGAAUGCACAGACGGCAAAUCUCUGAUCUCUUAGACCAAAGCAUCCAGGUCCAUUCUCAGUGUUUUGUGAUCACAGCAGACAACCGUUUCAUUUUAGUCUGUGGCUUCUGGGACAAAAGUUUCCGUGUAUAUUCAACCGAUACAGGUAAACUGACUCAGGUGGUGUUUGGGCACUGGGAUGUAGUAACUUGCCUGGCCCGGUCGGAGUCCUACAUCGGAGGGGACUGUUACAUUCUCUCAGGAUCACGUGAUGCUACGCUCUUGCUGUGGUACUGGAAUGGCAAAAACAAUGGAAUUGGGGACAAUCCAAACAGCGAGUUUGCUACACCUCGGGCAAUUCUGACUGGCCAUGACUGUGAAAUUACGUGCACUACAGUUUGUGCAGAACUGGGCUUGGUGAUAAGUGGUUCAAAAGAAGGUCCAUGUCUGAUACAUUCUAUGAAUGGAGACCUUCUGAGGACACUUGAGGCUCCUGGAAACUGUCUUCGACCUAAACUUAUCCAGGCUUCAAGGGAGGGACACUGUGUUAUAUACUAUGAAAGGGGCCUUUUCUGUGUAUUCGGUGUGAAUGGGAAGCUUCAAGCCACAAUGGAAAUUGAUGAUAAUACUCGGGCAAUACUGCUGAGUCGGGAUGGACAGUACCUGCUCACAGGAGGAGAUAGUGGAGUUGUCAUGAUUUGGCAAGUAUGUGACAUGAAACAACUGUUUGCCUAUCCAGGCUGUGAUGCCGGCAUCCGAUCCAUGGCCUUGUCUUAUGACCAAAGGUGCAUUAUGACCGGCAUGGCAUCUGGGAGCAUUGUGCUCUUCUACAACGACUUCAACCGCUGGCACCACGAAUAUCAGACAAGAUACUGAUGGCAAGCAGGAUGCCCGCACUGUACUGAUGCACUGAUACCGCUCACUUCUGGCAGGCCACUAAAGCCACCUGCCACCGCUUAGGUCCUUUAUAAAUGGCUAAUUACAUCUGAAUGUAAUUUAAAUGAAACUCAAAUCAGCAAACUAUUUUUAGAGUUAAUUGCUAUUUUUGUAGACCUUGCUUUACCUUUUUUUGUGGGUACAUGAAACAAGCAGAAGUAUAAAGGCUGCUGGGUUCUGUAGUAAAACAAAUAUAUAAAUAAAUAUAUAUUUUUUAGUCCUAUGGAGAAGAUUAUUUUCAUCUGUGUACCUUGAAAAUAAGCUUAAUAUGGGGGCUGGAUGAUUUAUGCCAGGUCUGUAUACAGUGACUAGCUUUCCUGUAUCUUGAGUUUAUCUGAGGGUUCUCUUUCCUGUGGGCACUUUCAGCUGCGACCUUUCCUACAUGUUAUGUCAUGCUGCAGUAAUUUUUUCUUUUUAUUUUCUCUCUCUUUCCAAAUGAUUGUACUAUCACGGCACUGAGAGAUUGUCUGUCUGCCGAAUUGUAGUAAUUAUGGUUAAUUGAAUAUGAAACUUUUUGUAGAAAUUGGUUUAAUUUGGAUGGCAGAAAAUAAUGUUCUGGGAAAGAUUAAAUAUAAUGUUCUCCCUCAAAAUGGCUCCUCCUUUGUUUAAAGGGGAAUGAAAUGUUGGGAGACAUAGUAUCUAGUAUAUUAGGCUUGUUUUGCUGCAUAGUACCCAUAGCACAAAUGUGUUGCAGCCGGAUAUUAGCUCAGAUAACGUAAUAAUGUCUUAUUGGUAGCAGUGGGUUACUGCAUGUUACUGCCAUUGACAUUAAGUUGUUGAAUAGGCUUUGAAGUGAGUUGAGCCGGUGUAAAAUCACAUAUGUGUUUCUACACAUUUUUAUGAAUAUGUUGAUAUCUAGUAAAAUAUACUGUAGAUGGCUUCUUAAAAUGUGCAGACAUGUUCCAAUCUAACAGGUUAAGUCCACAGUUUUAAAUACUCUUAUUUAAGAAAACCCAAGACAUGUUCUCUAAAGUAGUCUAGAAUUAAUUUCUUUUUUGCUGCAACUGGCUUACUAUUUUCUAUUAGUUUUAGCACCAAAUCAUGUGAAUAAAAUCUUGUGUAAAGCCUAUCUAGCGUGUACCUGGACAGGCUUAAAGUAAUAACCUAAACAAAAACAACAUCCAGUUAUUUUGUUGUUACAUAGUCUUACCUUUUCUACAAGAUUGCUGUGCAGAAUUCUGUAAAACUAUUUGUGAAAAAAAGAACUGUGUUGUUUCAUAUGUCUGUAUUGCAUAAGGACUUGUUUGUACUUUGUGAUCUCCUUGUGAGCUGAACCUACAUUCCACAUGUUUCUUAAUCAAAGAUUUGUCUACUGGGUCGCUAGUACAGCUCACCUUUUUCUACUCAUUCAGUAACCAUCUUUUAAUUAGCUCAAGUGUGGGAUGAAGUACGUUUAAAUGGACAAAAAUAAAUAAAAAUGGAAUUUGUAAUUGCAAA